ACCCUGUUUUUUGCACUUACUCUGUUUCUAUGGAUUCUAAUUCCCAAUUCUUUGGAGAAGCUGAAGAAUGUAACAGCAGUGAAUCUGGAUGGACAAUGUACAUUGGUUCUCCUUCAACUUGUGAUGGUGAGGUGGAAAAUAAUGGGGAUUUUGAUGAAUUAGAAGACAAUAAUUAUAACAGAGAAGGUCGCGUUAAUGAAGACGAUGAGGAUGAGGAUGGUGAUACUGAUGAUUCAAUGGCUUCUGAUGCAUCUUCAGGCCCAAUUAGUCAUUUUUCAAGAAAUGGGAAGAGUGGUGGUGUAGCUAUGGUUAAUUUCAAGAAUUCAAAGGAAAAGGGUAAGGAAAAAGAUUGCAGCUUUAGUAACAAUAAAGCAAAGAGUUUAAUGAAGAAUGGUUACAAGAAUGAUGAUCAAGAUAAGGUGAAAGAGUCUAUAUUUGCUGCAAAAGGUACUAAAGGUGCCUCCAAUGGUAGUAAUAAUAAGGUUAGGAAAAGUAUUUGGAGGGGCAAAGGGAAGUAGAGAUAGUAGUAGUAUAGCUUACCUAGCGUUUGAUCAUAAAUUUUGAAGAUUUAUCUUCAAACAUUUAUUUUGGUCAUGAAAUUUGAUCAGUUCAAAUAUUUUCAAAUUCUCAAAAAUUGGCUUAAACAACUGAGAAAUUUCAAUUUCACUCACAAAACUUCGUCUUAAA
Solanum dulcamara is the source of this 687-nucleotide messenger RNA. RefSeq names its product protein SOB FIVE-LIKE 4-like. NCBI's taxonomy places the organism in Eukaryota, Viridiplantae, Streptophyta, Magnoliopsida, Solanales, Solanaceae. The transcript has a single exon. Gene Ontology annotation, biological process: cytokinin biosynthetic process. The record is from RefSeq and is a predicted model, not a curated record. The coding region runs from base 30 to 518 and encodes 162 amino acids.